Molecule: messenger RNA, 858 nt
Organism: Aspergillus bombycis
Lineage: Eukaryota; Fungi; Ascomycota; Eurotiomycetes; Eurotiales; Aspergillaceae
Gene: dscB
Product: protein dscB
Exons: 2
Coding region: 1-858 (285 amino acids)
Source: RefSeq, a predicted model, not a curated record
AUGCACACCUCCGGCCUAACAAACACGCCCCUAACGAAAACCCUCUUAAUCUACACCCUCGCCUCCUCCAUCGCCCUCUCCGUCCUCGACAUCAAACACCUCGCCCCGAUCCACGUCUCCCCACAUUUCUGGCCCUACGGCCAAUUCUGGCGCGCCCUGCUAUGGCAAGUCGCGGGCUUCACCAAUUCCACGGAGGCCCUGUUCGCCGCCAUGCUGGUGUACCAAUUACGGGUUAUUGAGCGCGCAUGGGGCGCGAGGAAGUUGGCUACCUUCCUCCUAACAACUUUCCCUUACACAACCCUCCUCCCACCCCUACUCCUGACGGUCCUCCUCCGUCCGCUCUCGCUCUCAAAACUAAACUACCUGCCCUCUGGGCCAACGGCGACCAUCUUCGCCUUGCUGGCGCAAUACCACCUCUCCAUCCCGCAUACGUUCCGCUACCGAAUCUCGACGUCCAGUUCCAAGCCCGCUGAUGACGACGCAACGGCGCAGUCGACGGGGAAGUCCCUGACCUUGCUUUUCUCGGAUAAGUCGACGACGUAUCUGGUCGCGGCGCAAUUGGCGCUGUCGCAGUUUCCCGGUGCGCUGUUGCCGGCUGUUGUUGGGUGGUUUGUGGGGUUGGCGUGGCGGAUGGAGAUGUUGCCUGGCGUGGGGGCGCGGUGGAGGGUGCCGGCGUGGGUUGUGGGUGAGAAGGAGAGGGCGAGGAGGGUGGUUGGGCCGUCAGGUGGGGAGGAGAGGUAUGAGGAUUUGAGGAGGAGGCUGGAGGGCGAGGCGGCGGCGGCGGCGGCGGCCGAGGCGAGUGGUUCCUCUGCGGGGCAGGGUUCGGGAGUUGGGUUGAGACAAGGGAGGAGAGUUUGA